CUAGAACACUCAAGACUUUACUGAUGAAAACUCAGCAAAUUCUCUCUCACAAAGAGAUCUGUCAACUACACUGAGACAUUAAAAGGAAAAUACCACCAGAUGCUACUCUGCAGGUUGCAUUAAGUACCACCUACUGGAUACACUCAAUCCUUCAGAAUCAACAAAGUAACAGGUAGCAAAGAAGAAAUGCAAGCCACCGACAACCUCACCUCUGUGCCUGGGAACAGCAGUCUGUGCACCAGAGAUUACAAAAUCACCCAGGUCCUCUUCCCGCUGCUCUAUACUGUCCUGUUUUUUAUUGGGCUCAUCACAAAUGGCCUGGCAAUGAGGAUUUUUUUCCAAAUCCACAGUAAAUCUAACUUUAUUAUUUUUCUGAAGAACACAGUCAUUUCUGAUCUUCUCAUGAUUCUGACUUUUCCAUUCAAAAUCCUUAGUGAUGCCGAACUGGGAACGGGACCACUAAGAAGCUUUGUGUGCCAAGUUACCUCUGUCAUAUUUUAUUUCACAAUGUAUAUCAGUAUUUCAUUCCUAGGACUGAUAACUAUUGAUCGCUACCAAAAGACCACCAGGCCAUUUAAAACAUCCAACCCCAACAAUCUCUUGGGGGCUAAGAUUCUCUCUGUGGUCAUCUGGGCAUUCAUGUUCUUACUUUCUUUGCCUAACAUGAUUCUGACCAACAGGAGGCCAAGAGACAAGAAUGUGAAAAAAUGCUCUUUCCUCAAAUCAGAGUUUGGUCUGGUCUGGCAUGAGAUAGUCAAUUACAUUUGUCAAGUCAUUUUCUGGAUUAAUUUUUUAAUUGUCAUUGUAUGUUACACACUCAUUACUAAAGAACUGUACAAGUCAUAUGUAAGAACAAGGGGUGUAGGCAAAGUCCCCAGGAAAAAGGUGAAUGUCAAAGUAUUCAUUAUCAUUGCUGUAUUCUUUACUUGUUUUGUUCCUUUCCAUUUUGCCCGAAUUCCCUACACCUUGAGCCAAACCCGGGAUGUCUUUGACUGUGCUGCUGAGAACACUCUAUUCUAUGUGAAAGAGAGCACUCUGUGGUUAACUUCCUUAAAUGCAUGCCUGGAUCCUUUCAUCUAUUUCUUCCUCUGCAAGUCCUUCAGAAAUUCCUUGAUGAGUAUGCUGAAGUGCCCCAAUUCUGCAACACCUCCACCCCAAGAAAAUAGGAAGAAAGGACAGGAUAGUGGUGGUGACCCAAGUGAAGAGACUCCAAUGUAAACAAACUGAGGAAAUAUUUCAACCUAUCAGGAUUUGGAACUCCUUAAAGAAAACCACUAUGUAAAGACCUUAACACUGACUAAGCAGCAGCUGAGUUAAAAACAGUGACUCUUGAAACAAGUAAUAGAAGACUACAAAAGUAAUUUUCAUUUACUUUUCUUGUAUUAAAAGCUACCUUAGUGCUCGCUUCGGCAGCACUUAUACUACAAUUGGAACGAAAAGCUACCUUAAAAUGUAGAAAAAUAACCUAACCUGUAGCAAAACAAACUGCAUCCAAUCACCAAGCUGCAUGCAAACCUACACAGAAUUCAUGAUUUGCAGAGUUUUGGCAAAAUGGGAAACAAUAUAAUAUUUACUAUAAUUUAAGUACUUCAUUGAUCACAAUUUUUUAAGUAAUCAACUAAUGAUCAAGCUGAUAUAAUCUUCUGACCAAGACUAAGAUAUUUAUUAAGACGUAUAUACAUCCUAGUCCCCUAACCAAAUCCUGGCCUAUGGUGAUACUUUUUAUACAAAUGUAAGCGAGAUACACGAAGAAUAAUAACUACUAACUUUAAAUUAUUAGCAAAAACCUAAGGGAUUUAAGCUAAUUGAAAUGGUAUUUGACUGGAAUGAAUUUUUUAAAUUGAUAAUAGAGAUUUAAAGAAUACAUUUCCAAUGAAGAGCAGAAAUAUCAAAGUCAUUAAAAUAGGAGUUACUUUUAUGACAUUCUAAUAUUUAAAAAAUUAUGAAUACUUCCUUAACACUAGAGAAAAAGGAUUUAUUAAUAUUUUAACAGCUUCAAGUGGUUACGAUACCGUCUUUGACACUUACCUUUAUUAACUAGCUUCUAGAAAAUACCUGCUGCUUGAGCUAAUGAAAUUCCCAUUAAUGAGAAAAAUGAAUUAAAUAUGAUUACAAAGUUGCACAGUGUAACUAAGAGUAAAAUUAUCGAGCUGUUUGGAAUUGCCUGUUUGUAUUUGUGUGUAUAACAUAAAAAAAAAACUACAUUAAACUUUAAAUCACA
Messenger RNA from Galeopterus variegatus (Sunda flying lemur), 2221 nucleotides. RefSeq names its product purinergic receptor P2Y, G-protein coupled, 12 (gene P2RY12). The transcript is spliced from 2 exons. Bases 187 to 1218 code for a protein of 343 amino acids. Gene Ontology annotation, molecular function: G protein-coupled purinergic nucleotide receptor activity. Gene Ontology annotation, cellular component: membrane. Gene Ontology annotation, biological process: blood coagulation; G protein-coupled receptor signaling pathway. The record is from RefSeq and is a predicted model, not a curated record. NCBI's taxonomy places the organism in Eukaryota, Metazoa, Chordata, Mammalia, Dermoptera, Cynocephalidae.